Messenger RNA from Entelurus aequoreus (snake pipefish), 1290 nucleotides. Its product is annotated as coiled-coil domain-containing protein 43-like. NCBI's taxonomy places the organism in Eukaryota, Metazoa, Chordata, Actinopteri, Syngnathiformes, Syngnathidae. Bases 54 to 695 code for a protein of 213 amino acids. The record is from RefSeq and is a predicted model, not a curated record. The transcript has 5 exons.
GCGCGAAACAGGACAGUCGCGUGCCGGUUAAGGACCCCACUCUUAAAGCCGAAAUGGCGGCGCCCGUGGCGGACGCCGGCGAGUUUGAAAGUUGGCUAAAUGAGCGCCUGGACUCGCUGGAAGCAGACCGGGAGGUGUACGGUGCUUACAUUCUGGGGGUGCUGCAAGAGGAGGAAAGUGACGAGGAUAAAUGGGACGCGCUUCAAGGGAUUUUAUCCGCAUUUCUGGGUGACGACACCCUGGAUGAGGUCUGCAAACAAAUCAUCGACCAGUGGGCGGACUGCUGCAGCCGCUCAGCAAACAAGAGGGACUCUGGAGAUGUUGAGGUCCAGGCCAUCGCCAGCAUGAUGGAGAAACAAGCCCAGAUUGUAGUGAGACAGAAAGAAGUGACGGAGGAGUCCAAAAAGAGGAAAGAGGCCCUCCUGGCGCAGUACGCCAACGUGACGGACGGAGAGGAUGAAGGGGAGGACGAGGAGUCUCCAAAAGCCAUCGCCGGACAAGAGAAGUCCAUGUUCAAGAACACCAACGCGGUGGAGGUCCUGAACAGGCAAAAGCAGAAGCGGGAUCAGGCCCGCGAAGACUCUCAGAAGAAGAAGGAAAUGGACAAGAUGCAGAGGGAAAAGGACAAGCUGGCCAAACAGGACAGGAAGGAGAAAGAGAAGAAGCGCACACAGAAGGGCGAACGCAAAAGAUAAAGCAAGAGAAAGGACAUUUGCGCGUACGUGGAAAUUGAGAAACACUUUCGAUGACGUGCUUUCUGAGAUAGUUAGACACAAUUGCCUUUUGUAUGAUUAAGACAUUUUUUGACUAAGAUUACAACAAACAAAUGAAAAAUGGUGUUCCACGUCUUUUUCAAGUAAUAAAAUAUUUGGAGCAAUUUCAAUUUGUUUUUAAUGUAGAAAGUACAAACAUGUAGAAUGGAAAAAACAAACAUUGUAACCGCAUGAAAAAAGUAACUGGAGCAACAACAAUUAGCAUCUGAACAACUGAGCUGCCAACUUUUAACGUCAAAAUGACAAACAAAUUAAUCAUUACUAGGAUUUGAUUCAAAGGGUGUCGAAAUGUUCGCGGCCGAGGUAAAACUGCAGGAUUUUGUUCAAUUCAUAUAUUCUUGUUCCAGUUCACUGAUAGUAUUGUAGUAUGACACAGUAAUAACACUUGUUCCCAAUGGGAAAACUGCUGAGUAUGAAUUAAAAAACAAAUAAUUCAGAUAUUUGAUCCAACUUUUUUUUUUUUUACAUUGUUUCAAUAAGUGGUGUAUUUAAUUAUGAUUCAAAUAGUGCCUAAGAA